AUGACUACCCAAAGUGCCAUUAUCGUUCAGGGCCUGGGUCGCGCGGUGCUGGAGCAGAAUCUCCCGAUACCCGAGCUACCAGACGAUUAUAUUCUCGUCAAAACGAAAGCUGUGGCUUUGAAUCCCACGGAUUGGCGUCACAUCGAUUUCGUUCCGUGUGACGGAGCCGUCGUGGGCUGCGACUAUGCUGGAGUAGUGGAAGCUGCUGGCCCCCGCGUCAAAAAAGCAUUCAAGAAAGGCGACCGUGUGGCGGGGUUUGUCCAUGGCAGUAAUGCAGCUCGUCCCAAUGGUGGCGCAUUUGCGGAAUACGUGAUCGCAAAGGGUGACCUGCAAAUUCAGAUUCCCGAUGGAAUGAGCUUUGAGACUGCAGCUACAUUUGGUGUGGGUCUGACAACCGUUGGUCAGAACCUUUAUCAAAGCAUGGAAUUUCCCCUCCCUGGAGAGGCGGAGGAGUCUGAUGAGACAAAUAUCCUGAUUUACGGUGGUGCGACUGCUACCGGUACUCUUGCUAUUCAAUUAGCAAAAUUGUCGGGUCUGCGUGUAGUGACUACGUGCUCUGAAUCAAAUCGCAGCUUGAUGUUUGAGCUCGGCGCACACGCUGUCUUUGAUUACCAUGAUCCGCAAGUGAGCGAGCAAAUCCGGGAGGACACAGAUGAUGCCCUGGAAUUUGUACUUGAUACAAUCUCUACUCCCCAAUCCGCUUCCAUUUGCAGUGCAGCUCUCUCAUCAUCUGGUGGGUCUUAUAAUGCCUUGCUGGAUGUUCAAUCUGCGCGAGAGGAUGUUGAUUCCCACGUCUCUAUGGCAUACGACUUGCUGGGAGAGCCAUAUCACAUGGGAACGGAUGAAGUGAUUCCUGAUAGGGGUAACCUCGAAUUUGGGAUCAAAUGGUGGAAUUUGGUGCAAAAAUUACUAGCAGAGCGCCGCAUUCUACCGCAUCCUUAUCAGGUGAAGCCAGGUGGCUUGGCUGGGGUUUUGACCGGACUCCAGAUGUUACGGGAAGGGAAAGUUCGGGCCUCUAAGCUCGUGUUUCGUGUCGAUGAAUCUGGGUGA
Molecule: messenger RNA, 1050 nt
Organism: Penicillium atrosanguineum
Lineage: Eukaryota; Fungi; Ascomycota; Eurotiomycetes; Eurotiales; Aspergillaceae
Product: zinc-binding alcohol dehydrogenase family protein
Exons: 2
Coding region: 1-1050 (349 amino acids)
Molecular function (GO): oxidoreductase activity, acting on NAD(P)H
Source: RefSeq, a predicted model, not a curated record